UCUGUGGCAUUUGCCUUUUACUCAUCUCAACUUACAAAGUAGGUUUAAUUUCUUAACUUAGAAAUUUUGGCUUUUUUUUUUUAUAAAAAUCUAUUUUUAUAUUUUAACUUUCUCUUUCUGAUUUUAACUUUCUUUUUCUAUUUUCUUAUGAAAACACUGAAAAGAAAAGGCUCGCCAUUGCGAAGAAUGAAUUUUGACGGGAAUAUGCUUUCUUACUUAUGGCACAUAAGAGAAAUCGAAUAUGCCAGGGGAGUGGAGGCCAUACAAUCCCUAUUAAAAUAUAUGUUUGAAAAAUUUUUUAUAACAAUCUUGGAGCGGACUAUGCCAAAGAAUCAAGCUUCAAAAGAGAAAAGCAUGAUUGAUCAUGAAAACAUUACAUAUGAUGGUCCAACCUUGACAGAUUUUCAGAAAAGCAGAGAAAUUGUAAUCAAGAAACUGGACCUGGAAAGAACAAUCAUCUGGGAAGAAAAAGCCCUGAAAUUAACCAGGGAAUUUGAAGAGCUUUGUGCCACUGAAGAAACUGAAGCUGGGGAAGAGAAAGAGGACAUUGAAAAUAAAAUUAUCGUGUAUGAUGCUUUCUCUCUAACAAAUCUCUUAAACUCAAGAGAAAAUGAAUUUGAACAACAGAAACUCAUAUUAAAGACUGCCUUUGAAGACAAAAUGCACAUCUUUCUUUCUGAACUGAAAGAAAUGUGUUUCAUGGAAACAAACUUUACUCCAGAAGAGGCAAACUUUGAUGAAAAAAAUGACACCAAAAAUGAAAACAUCAAUCAAAGUUCUUUGUUUCUGGCCCCUCUGUGGAAAAUUGGAGAAACUGCAUUCAAAAAGCAGGAACUGACCAAAACAGCAAUUUUGGAAGAGAAAACAGAGAGAUUUCUGAAUGACAUGAAAGAGAUGUGUGCUGUGAAAUAUACUGAAGCUAAUUUUGCAGAGCAUGACCACAUUGACAUGGAAAGCACAACAAAGGAAAAUGGCAGCAAAAAACUAAUUAGUUAUGAUAUUGCAACUCUGACACCUAUCUUCAAAACUAGAGUCACUGAAUUAAUAAAACAGAAACUGGCAUUAAGAACAGCCUGUCAGUACAGAGCACAGAAGUUCUACAAUGAAGUUAAAGAGAUAAGGGCCAUGGAAAACAUUGAAAUGAAAAACAUAACUGAAGAAGAGAGUACUCUUUAUGACCAUUUAAUCAUUUUUGCUCUCUGGAUGACCAGAGAAGCUAAUUAUACAAAAGAGAUCCAGGAAUUCCAAAUAUUUUUGGAAGAGAAAAGCCAAUUAUUUCUCCGGCAAUUACAAAAAAUAUGUAGUAUGAAAAAUAUUGAGAAUGAAGAUAUCACCAGAAAAGAAAAUUUAAUGGACAAGAAACACCCUUAUGAAAUUUCCACAUUUGUUUCUCUUUGGAACAAAAGAGAAAAUGAAUUCAGAAAACAAGAAAUGAGAAGAAAAAUCAUUUUGAAGGAGACAACAGAGAUCUUUUUGAAAGACAUUAAAAGAAUAUAUGCCAUGAAAGAAAACGAAGAGAAUGAAGAGGGAAAACCCAGAGAAGAAAUAGAGUUGAGUGCCAAAACAUCUGCAAAUGCAAAGAAGAAAGUGGUGAGCGCAAGGAUCUCUAGGAACUAUUCUAAAAAGGGAGAAGUGGAAAAAAUAACAAUAAAAAAGGAAGAAAGGGAAGAAAAUGAUGCAAAUAAAUGGAAUUUAAAACAAGAACCAGACAUAUUAGAAAAUGAAGAUUAUGCAAAUUCUGAGAAUAACAUUGAGAAAGCAGCAACUUCAGAAGAGUCCCUUCAGAGGAAGUUUACAGGACGGAUUCCUUCUUUUUAUCGAUUCUUUGGGAAGAGAAUCAGAAAGAGGACAAAAGAGACAACAAAGACUCCAAAGGUAGUAUCAGAAGUGGAAAUUCAUAUUGAAAGAGAAGAACAUAGUCUUAAUGAGCCAACUAUCACACUAAUGAAGUCUUGUAAUGAAAACAUCGAUAUCGAUGAAACCAAGACGUCCAUCGCCGAAGCUCAAGUAUCAACAGGCUUUAAUAUCUCUACGAGAAACUGCCUGGCAGAACUGUUAACUUAUAGAGAAAAUGAGAUGAAACAGGAAAAGCUGGAAAGGAAUAGAGCUCUGCAACAGAGAGCUGAAAAAUACCGAACAUUCAUAGAAACAUAUGCAGAGGGAACAAUGGAAAAUAUAGCAAAAGAGGAAGAAAAUGAAAAAAAUCAUGGAACAAUGAGAAAUUUGGACCAAGAACAAGAUGUAAGACUAGAGAGCAAAGAUGAUUCAAAUUCUGAAAAUGACAAUGAGACUGCAACAACUUCAGAGAGGUCACAUGAGAAGAAGUUUCCAAGAUGGAUUCCCUCUUUUUGUGGAACCCUUGGGAAGAGCAUCAGAAAGAAGACAAAAGAGACAAAAAAGGCACCAAAGUUGCCAACUAAUUACAGCUUGAGUUAUGCAUCUCAGGCAAAAAUUUCAGAGAAGAUAGAAGAAAAAAAUACUGAUCAAGAAAAAUUUCCAAAAUGUCAACCAGAAACAUCAUACUAUAUGAUAAAAAGAGGAGCAAUGAAAAAUCUAACAAAAGAGGGGGAAAAUGACAAAAAUGAUGGUACAACGAGAAAUUUGGACCAAGAACAAGACAUUAGACUAGAAAGCAAAGAUGAUUCAAAUUCUGAAAAUGACAAUGAAACUGCAACAACUUCCGACAGAUCACAUGAAAAGAAGUUUACAGGAUGGAUUCCCUCUUUUUGUGGAACUCUUGGGAAGAGAAUCAGAAAGAGGACAAAAGAGACAAAAAAGACACCAAAGUUGCCAUCUAAUUGCAGCUUCUGUGGUACAUCUCAGGCACAAAUUUCAGAGGAGAUGGACAAAAAUACUAAGAAGAUGCAAAAGGAGAUUAAAAAGCUCAAAGGAGAGGCAGAAAGAGACAAUGAAAAUUAGAAGAGUUUUGCAUACAGCAGUUCUAGAACAUCCUGUUUUAAUAGGAAUAUUCAAAUUUUUUGUGAUUAAAUUAUUUAGUUUCCAAUAAAUUUGUGAUAUAUUUUUCCCACA
This is a messenger RNA of Antechinus flavipes (yellow-footed antechinus), 3030 nucleotides long. RefSeq names its product IgA FC receptor-like. Bases 148 to 2919 code for a protein of 923 amino acids. Lineage: Eukaryota; Metazoa; Chordata; Mammalia; Dasyuromorphia; Dasyuridae. The transcript has 30 exons. The record is from RefSeq and is a predicted model, not a curated record.